Molecule: messenger RNA, 2143 nt
Organism: Megalobrama amblycephala (Wuchang bream)
Lineage: Eukaryota; Metazoa; Chordata; Actinopteri; Cypriniformes; Xenocyprididae
Exons: 2
Coding region: 746-2143 (465 amino acids)
Source: RefSeq, a predicted model, not a curated record
AGAACUCACACAAGGUAUGUUUUUGUAUCGGAGAAAGUUUGAGUCUUAAAUCGAAAUUAAUCCAUUAUCUGUGUCUAUAUUUGUUCUUCAUGCAAGUAAAUGCUAAAUCCCCUCUUUUACAAAGGUGCAUUGUCGAGAACGACAGUAAUUUAGCACUAUUUAAGGCAGCAGAUUCUGCACGCAAUCCAUCAUAUUUAUGUUACUUCAGUGGAUGCAGUCAUUUUUGACUGCAAAUGAUGAGGUAAUUUGAUUAAAUGCACAGUUAAAAAUACAUGCUCGGUUUUUAAUAUUACUUUAAGGUAGAAACAGGAUUUAAGGUAAACAGGAUCUCUGUCUCAAAAUUGGAUGAGCUUUGGAAACAACAGUUUAAGACUGAUUUCCCUGAGAAUGCCCUGGAUGAAAUGGUAGGGAUGUCUAAAGAAGAUUUCAGUUCAUGGAUCUUGUGUCAGUUUAUAAAACUAAUAGAUGGUCAUUAUAUUAUUAGUUUGUCGCUGCCGAAUGAGGAUGUGGUCUUUCCAAACAACAGAACUGUUGCAGAACAACAGGCUUUGAACCUGCAAAGGAAAUUCAGGAAAGAUUCAACAUUUCAGGCAGAUUAUACUACUUUCAUGGAAGAUGUAAUUUCCAAAGGAUAUGCGGAAAAGGUACCUGUGGAGAAACUUGAGAGGGAGUAUCAUUGAAUGGACAACUACUUCAGGGACCAGAUCUAACAAACACUUUAAUAAGUGUCCUCACAGGAUUCAGAAUGGAGUCUGUCGCCUUAAUGGCUGACGUUGAAUCAAUGUUCUAUCAGGUAAAGGUUCCUGCAGCAGAUUCUGACCUUUUAAGGUUUCUGUGGUGGUCAAAAGGUGACUUGAGUAAGGACUUGGAGGAAUUCAGAAUGGUUGUACAUCUGUUUGGAGCUUCCUCAUCCCCAAGUUGUUCUAAUUAUGCACUCAGGAGAUGUGCAGAGGACCAUGGAGAUGUUUUUAAUUGUAUUACAGCAGAGGUCAUCCGAAAACACUUUUUUGUGGAUGAUUGUCUUACUUCAGUUCCCACAGAAUCUGAUGUGAUCCAACUAUAUAAGGAACUUCAUGCAAUGUGUGCUAAAGGUGAAUUUCAUCUGACCAAAUGGAUGAGCAACAGUCGUGGAGUGCUGAAUGUCAUACCAGAAGAAGAACGGGUGAAAGAAGUGAAAGAUCUUGACUUGAACCAUGAUGUGCUUCCAAUGGAAAGAGUACUGGGUUUACAGUGGUGUGCUGAAUCUGACACCUUCAGAUUUAAAGUAGUAAUCAAGGACAGACCUUUAACUAGAAGAGGAAUACUUUCUGUGAUCAGUGCUAUAUAUGAUCCUCUUCCAUUUUUGUCUCCAGUAGUUCUUUCUGCAAAGAUGAUUCUUCAAGAUCUUUGCAGGGAAAGGAUUGGAUGGGAUAGUGUUAUACCCAUCAAAUAUGUACAGAGAUGGAGAAAUUGGCUAGAAGAUCUUUACGGCUUGGAUAAAUGUGAGACAAAAAUAUGUUUGAAACCUGUAGAGUUUGGAGAGGUUACGUUGGCUCAGUUACACCACUUCUCUGCCAGUGAGGAAGGUUAUGGUGUUGUGUCCUACCUGCUUCUACAUAACAGUCAGAGCAUUGUACAUUUAGCUUUUUUGAUGGGUAAGGCUCGAGUAGCACCAGUGAAAUCUAUCAUCAUUACCCGCAUAGAACUUACAGCUGCCACUCUUGCCAGCCGAAUGGACAGGCUAUGGAAAAGCGAUCUAAGGAUGAAGCUACAAGAUUCAGUGUUUUGGUUGGACAGUACUGCUGUGUUGAAAUAUAUUCAAAAUGAAUCUUCCAGAUUUAAGUGUUUUGUUGCCAACAGAGUGUCGGAGAUCUUGAGAGCAUCUAGUGAAGCUCAGUGGAGGUAUAUAGGUUCUGCCAACAACCCUGCUGACUUUGCUUCAGGGGGGUUAAAGGAGCAGAUGUGGACAUUUGGCCCUCCUUUUCUUACUAGAUCACAGGAAGAGUGGCCAAACAACCCAAUCAAUUUGGAAAAGAGUUUUGUACAAGACGCAGAAAUCAAGCAAGAAGUUGUGGUUAACACACUACUGGUUCAAACUGAGGAGGGAGGCUUUGUGACGGUUUAUAGCACGACAUGGUCAAGUAUCGGAGUUGCGUUCAGAUAA